Messenger RNA from Linum tenue, 6592 nucleotides. The record is from the annotation of a GenBank genome assembly. NCBI's taxonomy places the organism in Eukaryota, Viridiplantae, Streptophyta, Magnoliopsida, Malpighiales, Linaceae.
GGGGGAGGCGGGGGUAAAGAGGGAGAAGAAAUGGAGAUUGGGGAACGAGGAAGAGAAGAAAUAAGCGAAGAACACUCGACUCCGAUCUGGAGACGCUAUGACCUAUUCGAGUUUUGGGUUUGGAUCUCCUAAAAAACCUACUACCCAUUUGACCAGUGCCCUUUCUCUCUCCUCCAAAUUAAUCUCUCUCUCUCUCUCUCUCUCACCAAAACUAAACUCUCUGGCUCUCUACCUUUUUCCUUCUUUCUUUUCUCUCCCGAUUGUUCGUUUUUUUGGCUCCCCUCUUCGUACUUCUUCCUUCUUCUUCUUCUAUCUCCUCUCUUCUCCAUAUCCCCUCCCCAUGACCGUCCAUUAAAACCCUAAUUUCUUUCUCCCCACCCCCAACAAUCUUCACUCCCUACUCUCGACAGAUACAAAACCGAGCCAGGGGAUUCCUAAACGUACGGAUAUAUGUCCUUCAAUCAAUCCAGGUCGGAGAGGAGCGAUACUCAGUUUCGGAAAUCGGGGCGAUCCGCCAGCUUUAAUCAGCAGCGGAACAACUCAGGCCCUCCUCACGGUAAAGGCGGCGGCCCCGCCCCUUCACCAGCAAAUCUCUCUUCCACCCGCAGAUUCUGGGAUCAGUUUUAGAAAACCUACCAAUGCCCACGGUGGACAAUCGAGGGUAAACGCAUCAGCUGCUAAUUCUGUCGAUUACGCCAGUGCGGUUUCAUCGCAUAAUGUGCAGAAUGGUGCUCGUGUACAACCCCCAUUACAAGGUCUUGCUGACGCGACAGCUGCAAGUGAGGUUGCUAGGGCAACUGAGGCUCCCGUUUCACAGAGGAGCACCCGCCCAGUACCAAAGGCUCCAACUUCUCAAUCUUCCACCUUGACUCCUGAUAGUGGGACACCAGCUACACCUGUCAAGGGUGAUGCGUCCAAGUCAUUCCCCUUUCAGUUUGGCUCAAUAAGUCCUGGUUUUAUGAAUGGGAUGCAGAUUCCUGCUCGAACUAGCUCCGCUCCCCCAAACUUGGACGAGCAGAAGCGCGACCAGGCACGGCAUGAUGCAUAUAGAUCUGCUCCUUCAUUACCAAAUCCAAUACCGAAGCAGCCAGUACCAAAGAAGGAUGCCAGCUCUGCUGACCAAUCCUAUAUUGUGGAGUCUCAUUUAACCCCCAAGACCAAGAAGGACACACAAAUCUUGCCUUCACCACAUGUAAGCCAAAUGCAAAAGCCUUCUGUUCUUCCAAUUCCUAUGACUUCCGUGCAGAUGCCGUUUCCCCAGCCACAGGUAUCUGUGCAGUUUGGUGGGCCAAACCCUCAAAUGCAGUCGCAGGGUGUCACUGGAGCUUCUCUUCAAGUGCCUAUCCCCAUACCAUUAGCAAUGGGAAAUGCUCCACAGGUCCAGCAGCCAAUGUUUGUUCAAGGUCUUCAACACCACCCAAUGCAGGCUCAAGGCCUCAUCCAUCAAGGGCAGAGCUUGAGUUUUACAACUCAAAUGGGUCAUCCAAUGCCUCAGUUAGGGAACUUAGGUAUUGGUAUGUCUCCACAGUAUCAACAACAGCAGGGAGGGAAGUUUGGCGGUCCAAGGAAAACAACUGUGAAAAUUACUGAUCCAAAGACUCACGAGGAGCUGAGGCUGGACAAGCGAGCAGAUGCAUAUGCAGAUGGUGGAACAUCAGGCAUGAGGGCUCAUCUUAACAUGCCUCCUCAAUCCCAGCCGAUACCCUCUUAUCCAUCUUCUCAUACAAUUAACUAUUUCCCCAACUCUUUUACUGCCAGUAAUCUAUAUUAUCCCCCUCCAGGUUCUUUGCCGUUAACCAGUGGCCAAGUGCCUCCUGGGUCUCAGCCACCUAGAUUUAGCUAUCCUGUCAACCAGGCCCCACAAAAUGUUUCAUUUGUAAACCCAUCUGUUACAGCUUCUCAAUCAGGCAGCAAGUCUAGUCCUGCAAUUCAUGGACAUUCAGUGCCGCUGAAUUCUGUACAUGCCCGUGAUGUUUCGAUUUCUAUGUCAGCUGUGUCGCAAGUGGCAGCCCAAUCUCUUUCAAGCCCAACCAAGGAGAAGGCCAUGGAUCCACCUUCAGCUAAUAGCAUUUCUGCUAUUGAUAAAGCUGGGUUACCAAAAUCAUCCAAGCCUUCUGAAGUUGUCUCGUCUCCCCCUCGUGGGGAGACUCAGUCUGGGAUGUCCUCGGGACAAUUGACCCUCGGGACUGAGAUUUCUGGAUCUAAAGCAUUGAGAGUAUCAGCUAAAAAUCCUGCUUCAUCUGCUGGUAAUGCUGUGGUUCCCGAUUCCCUCUCAGCUGCCUCAUGUGAUCAUAAUGAGGGAUUAGCAUCAGCCGCUAGAAAUGCUGAAGUGAGGAGGAAGGAGAACCUUAGCAGAUCCAACUCUAUCAAGGACAAUCAGAAAAAGCCGGUGAAAAAAGGUUAUGUUCAGCCCCAGCAUGAGGUUGGUGUGAAAACUACUUCAGCUUCAAGUUCCUCCACUUCAGUAGCCGCUGAUGGUUUAACUGACAUAAACAAGAAACCAACUCUGAUGGAUUCUUCGUCAGAUCUUACAGAAGUCAUGGUUGGCCAUAUUGAAGGUGGUCCUCCUAAUGGGGUUCCUCUUAAAACUUCUGAUAUUAAAGGUGUAACUGACAUUCCCAGUGUUGUUAAUAUAACUGAGGCUCUGGGGGCAAUAGAAAAAGGAGAAAAUGAAUUACAUAAUGUUGCUAAAUUGGAUGAAAGCAGUUCUGUGCCAUCAUCAGCAGCCACUUCAAAGUAUGCAGACGUUAAUAAUGCCCAGGAGAAAUCUGAUUUGGCAUUGAUGAGUUCUGGCAAUGAGGUUCCUACUGUAGAAACUGUAAAGGAAGUACAGAAUGAACCGGUGACUUGCCAUGCAGAAAUUACCAAGGAAGCAGAUGCAAAGGAUAUUACCUCAUCCACUAGUUUCUGUUCAUCAGAUGCUAUGAAGUUGGAUGGUGACGAAACUUAUGUCAAUGUAAGCGAAACCAAUAUAGCCACUGACAGUGGAGAUUCUUGUGUAAUAUCAAGUACAGCGAAUCAGCUUACUGACUCGGCGUUGAAGCAUGAAGGAGACGACUAUGCCACUGGUGGUAUUUUGUCUUAUGGACAAUCUGGUUAUGUGGAAAAAACCCAUGAAUUGAGUCGAUUGAAGAGUAAUGCUGGUAAAGGUAAGAAGAAGAGGAAAGAAAUUCUUCAGAAGGCUGAUGCAGCUGGCACAACUUCUGACCUCUAUAUGGCUUAUAAAGGUCCUGAAGAAAAGAAAGAGAGUGCAAGUCCUACGGAAACCACAACAGGCUUGCCCACUAGUUCUAGCACAAAGGAGGCAACUGCUGAUGAUGCGCUGCCAUUGGGUUUGACACCAAGUGAUAAAGGAGCAUCAAAUAAACCUGAACCCGAAGACUGGGAAGAUGCUGCUGACAUCUCGACUCCAAAGUUGGAAAGUGUUGACAGUGGGAAGCAGCCUGGCGACAGUUGGUUGCAGCAGGAUGGAAAUGGGAACAUAGACAAGAAAUAUUCCCGAGACUUUCUCUUGAAAUUUUCUGAACAAUGUACUGAUCUUCCUGAGGGUUUUGAAAUUACAGCAGAUAUAGCAGAUGCCUUGAUGAGUCCAAAUGUAGCUCAUCUCGUUGAUCGUGAAGCAUAUCCUAGCUCUGGAAGGGUUGUCGAUAGAUCAAACAGUGGAUCGAGAAUGGACCGGCGAGGUGGAAACAUGGAUGGCGACGACAGGUGGAACAAACAACCAGGUCAUCACGGCUCAGGGAGAGACUUGCGUGUGGAUAUAGGUUAUGCUGCAAAUAUGAACUUCCGGCCUGGUCAAGCUGGAAAUUUUGGCGUCUUGAGGAAUCCACGAGCACAGAGUCCCAUGCAGUAUGCUGGAGGAAUAUUAUCUGGGCCAAUGCAAUCAGUGGGUGCUCAUGGAAUACCUAGGAACAGCCCUGAUGGUGACAGGUGGCAGCGUGCUACCAAUUUUCAGAAGGGAUUAAUUCCUUCUCCGCAGACGCCAUUGCAGGUGAUGCACAAAGCUGAGAGAAAGUAUGAAGUUGGCAAAGUAACUGAUGAAGAACAGGCCAAGCAGAGGCAAUUGAAGGCCAUUUUGAAUAAGCUCACACCUCAAAAUUUUGAGAAGCUUUUUGAGCAAGUGAAGGCUGUUAACAUUGAUAAUGCUGUCACUCUAACAGGUGUUAUCUCUCAGAUUUUUGACAAAGCUUUAAUGGAGCCAACCUUCUGUGAAAUGUAUGCCAACUUUUGUUAUUAUAUGGCCGGGGAUUUGCCUGAUUUCACUGAAGAUAAUGAAAAAAUAACAUUCAAGAGAUUACUUCUGAAUAAGUGUCAGGAAGAGUUUGAGAGGGGAGAAAGAGAGCAAGAAGAAGCUAAUAAAGCUGACGAGGAGGGUGAGACCAAGCUGUCUGCAGAGGCAAGGGAGGAAAGAAGGGUGAAUGCUCGAAGAAGAAUGCUUGGUAAUAUAAGGUUGAUAGGAGAGCUAUACAAGAAGAAAAUGUUGACAGAGAGAAUAAUGCAUGAGUGCAUCAAGAAGUUGUUGGGCCAGUAUCAGAAUCCUGAUGAGGAAGAUGUGGAAGCAUUGUGUAAGUUGAUGAGCACCAUUGGUGAGAUGAUAGAUCAUCCGAAAGCAAAGGAGCAUAUGGAUGCUUAUUUUGACAGGAUGUCAAAAUUAUCAAAUAACAUGAAACUGUCCUCGAGGGUUCGAUUCAUGUUGAAGGAUGCCAUAGAUCUUAGGAGGAACAAAUGGCAACAAAGAAGGAAAGUCGAAGGGCCGAAAAAGAUCGAUGAAGUGCACAGAGAUGCUGCUCAGGAACGACAGCAUCAAGGAGGUAGGGGUUCUCGCAAUCCUAGUACUCCUGCGAGAAGGGGAACAUUGGAUUUUGGUCCCAGAGGGUCGUCUACGCUCCCUUCGCCAAAUUCUCAAGUUGGUAGUUUUCAUGGUUUCCCCAGUUCACGUGGAUUCCCCAGUCAGGAUGUUCGGUAUACUAAUGAUGAUAGACAGUCUUAUGAGGCAAAGGCCCUAUCAGUUCCCUUGCCUCAAAGACCUCUUGGCGACGACUCUAUAACUUUGGGUCCACAAGGAGGCCUUGCUAGAGGAAUGUCGGUUAGAGGCCCUCCAGCGGCAAUUACAGCCAGUCCAGUGACUGAUAUUGCUGCAUCGCCAGGUGAUUCUAGAAGAGUGGGGCCCCGUUUGAAUGGUUUUAACAGUGUUUCUGAGCGUCCUAUUAAUGCCCCAGCGGAAGAUCUUGUGCCGAGAUAUGUUCCUGAUAGAACUAACGUUCCGGCUUUAGAUCAAUCAGCUCCUCAAGAUCGUAAUGUGAAUUAUGUUAACAGGGAUGCUCGAAAUACGGAUCAUGAUUCUGAUAGAUCUCAUGCUAUAUCACCUCAGGCUACUGUUGGUAGCCAUAAUGCAGCUUCAGAAAAUGCAUGGCCGGAAGAGCGCCUAAGAGAUAUGUCAAUGGCAGCUAUAAAAGAAUUCUACAGUGCCCGAGAUGAGAAAGAAGUGGCCCUAUGCAUAAAAGACUUGAACUCUCCAGGGUUUCAUCCUUCAAUGAUCUCACUCUGGGUCACAGAUUCCUUUGAGAGGAAAGAUAUGGAGAGAGACCUCCUAGCUAAGCUAAUUGUAAGCCUUGCAAAGUCUCAUGAGGGAGCACUGACUUCAGGCCAGCUUGUUGAAGGUUUUGAGUCGGUGCUAAGUACAUUGGAGGAUGCUGUGAAUGAUGCCCCUAAAGCUGCAGAAUUCCUGGGACGCGUCUUUGGACGAGUUGUGGUGCAAAACGUGGUGCCCCUGAGGGAGUUGUGCCGGUUAUUGAAGGAAGGCGGGGAGGAACCUGGGCAGUUACUGGAGAGUGGGCUAGCUGGAGAUGUUCUUGGAAGCACUUUGGAGAUGAUAGAAGCAGAAAAAGGGGAGAGUGGGUUGAAUGAGGUAAAAUCUGGAUCCAGUUUACGGUUGGAGGAUUUCUUGCCUCCACAGCCCAGCAGAUCAAGGAUACUAGAAAGAUUUAUUUAGACAACAUAUCAUAUGAGUACAGGGAGAGAGAAAGAGAGCCAUCGGGGUCGGGUUGUAUGUUUGUUAGAGAAAGGGAAAUUCCAGUCUGUUAGUCAGUCCUGCUGCUCUUGGGUUGUACUUCAAUUUGAGUAUGUAGUAGGGAAAGUUGUUAAUUUUUGAAUGUGGGUUGGGGUCGGGCGGGGGCUUUAACUGGCUGGCUUUUUUCUGGCUUCCAAAUGUAAUGAGGCGCUGGAGGGUUUUCCUUCCCUUCUCCAUCAGCUCGGUGGCUUAAUAUCAUUCAUUCUUGAAAAAUGUUAUUACUUUCAUAUCUGUGAUAAACAAGGGCGGGUUUAACAGGUUUUCAUUUCCAACGCAAACGAAUUGCCAGCCUUUUAGUGGCCGAUAUUACUUAGUGUUGUAAAAUUGUGUAGGUGCUCCCGAACUGUAUGUUUUACAAGUUGAGAUCGUAUUGAUGCCAGUAUUCACGACCAAACAAUGUCUUGUAUUUUAUUAGCUCAAGUUCAUUUUCUACAACUGUAAUAUCCAGAAAUAAUUCUUUUGACAUGCUCAGGAGAUGACUAAUUCCAGAGAUCUCCAUUCAGUACAGACGUUUUGCAGCUC